Molecule: messenger RNA, 806 nt
Organism: Lactuca virosa
Lineage: Eukaryota; Viridiplantae; Streptophyta; Magnoliopsida; Asterales; Asteraceae
Source: the annotation of a GenBank genome assembly
AUGUUGCGUCGGAUUCUAGCAGCAAAACGCAUGACUUCAAAAUAUUUUCCCCGUUCCCUUCAGUGCCAUCCACCACUUCUCAUCCUACCCACCAUCAUCCUCUCCCACCUUCCACCGUCGCCUACGUCCGCUAGGGUUCACCAUCUGACCAUCAUCUUCGUUUACCAUGGACACCGCUAUGAUAGCCUGCUUCUACCAGCCUCGAAUUCCAAAGAUCGACUGCACCAUCUCAAUUUUCUGUGGAAUUCGAUUUCAGUAUUCAUUCACGUGACAUGUGUUCUACGAAGAAGUGAAGAACACCAACAAGGAGAGCACGAGACCAAGAGCCCUCUUUCAUAUCCUUUCUCAGAUCUAGAUGAAGAUGAACCAAAUUGGAACAUGAAGGGGGUAGAAAGCAGGAAACUUGCUCCUCACCUAGCAUAUUCUAAAGUGGAGGCAAUAAGAAGAGGUUGAAUUCAUCCGAUUGAUGGCGAUUACUUGGACCGAGCUUAGAUUAGUCUUUACAUAAAUGAUUCGCCCUUAAUGUUGAAGAGUUUUGUUGGUCAAACUAUGCAUGCCCGAGCAUGGCGUUUUUGGACAUAUUUGACAUUUCCCCUGCUUCGGAGUUUUCCUUAAAGUGGACAACACAAAGAAGUUAACAGGUUGAGAGUCGUUUUUGGGGAAAUUUUCAUAUUGGUUUAUGUUGACAUUUUUUUUUAAAUUUUAUUAGAUUAACUGCAAUAUAUAACAUACUUUCAUUGGAAGAUUAUUUCCAGAAUUUAUUAUAUAUUACUUAUUGCUAUUAUCAGUAAAAAAAGAUUAAAAUA